GCCCAGCCCUGCCCUCGCUCCCCGCCCCGCAGCGCUGGGAGGUCCCGAGCGGCACGGGACGGGCACGGGGACAGCGGGACACGGGGACAGCGGGACACGGGGACACCGGAGCGUCCUUACCGAGCGGGGUUCCUUGCGGGCGCUCCUGUCAGCAGUCGCUGCUGGUGCCUUGCUUCAGUCCUUACCCCAGAGAAAGAGAGAACUCUCACGGUUUACGCUGGUAUCAAACUACAAGCAGAUCUACGACAAUGCAAGGACCUCCACCUGCCACAGCACCUGGAAUGCCCUAUGACUCCCCUCAGCAGGUCCCCGGGGCUUACCAAGGUGCAGGGAACUAUGGAUUCCAGGCACAGCCCAUGGGGUUCCCAGGAGGAUUCGUUGCUCCACCUAUCCAGAGCCAGCCCACCAUGGAUGGGGCAGUCUGGAUGCCUAUCCCCCCUUCUAUUCCCAACUGCCCUCCUGGACUGGAGUACCUCACACAGAUUGACCAGAUAUUAAUUCAUCAGCAACUUGAACUUCUCGAGAUCGUGACUGGCUUUGAAGAAAACAACAAAUACGAGCUGAAGAACGCCUUGGGGCAGAGGGUGUACUUUGCAGCAGAGGACACUGACUGCCUGACCAGGAACUGCUGUGGGCCAUCCCGGCCCUUCACCAUGAGGAUUGUUGACAACCUGGGCCGUGAGGUGAUAACGCUGCAGAGACCUCUCCGCUGUGACGCCUGCUGCUGCCCCUGCUGCCUGCAGGAGCUGGAAGUCCAGGCGCCUCCAGGAACAACAGUUGGUUAUGUUGUCCAGAACUGGCAUAUCUGCCUGCCAAAGUUUACCAUUCAAGAUGAGAAAAGAAAGGAUAUUCUGAAAAUUAAUGGCCCAUGUUUUGUGUGCCGGUGUUGUGAGGACAUUCAUUUUGAGGUGAUGUCUCUGGAUGAGACUUGUCCUGUUGGGAGGAUUUCUAAGCAGUGGACUGGUCUUGUGCGGGAAAUGUUUACAGAUUCAGACAACUUUGGAAUCUCAUUCCCAAUGGACCUUGAUGUGAAAAUGAAAGCUGUCAUGAUUGGUGCUUGCUUCCUGAUUGACUUCAUGUUUUUUGAGUAUAGAGGUAAUUAAGCAUCAACGAGCAGGAGUUUGGUAAUGAAAUUUACAUGUUUUCUAUGGAAGGAAGAAGAAGAUGGAUCUCCCAAGUUUCCAAUGAAUUGCAGACCUCCAAUAAGAAUAUGAGAAAUGUACGUGUUAUAGUUACAUUUCUGUAAGCCAAAAGCUUUAUGGGUCUUUUCUAUUAUUUGUUUAAUAUGGUGAAAUAAUUUGUAGUAUUCAAAUAAGGACUCCUUAUCUCUAGAAAUCAAUAACAUCAUUUAGAGAAAUAUAUAGCAAACUUUUUUUUCCCAAGAACUUUGUAAUUUUAAAGUAACUAGUUAUAGUAGUUAUUUAUAACUACUAUGAUAAUACUUUGAUUCCUAAAAAAGAGGACUACUUCUAUAUUCAAUGUUAAUAAUAACUUAAGCCUAAUAAUGAGAGACUGAUGUUUUCCUGGGUAUUCUUCUUUAGUAGUUUUGCCUAGGUCUUCACAUUCAGUUGUUUCCAUCUAUCAAAUAUAUACAUUCUGAGCAAAGUAAUGCAUUUGAACAGAACUAUCUGGAGUGAGUGUAAAAUGUUACCACUCUGGUGUCCUGGGUCUGUGUGAGCUGGAGCUCAUUGUCCCCAGCAGCCCUCACAGAGCUGUGUUUGCACUGCUGAUACCCCAGCAGUGUUUUGGUGCAGCUGAGCAGUGCUGGCCCAGCAGCAGCCCUGUCUCUCCAGCAUCCCACAUCAUCCCACCUGCCUUGAGUAGGCUGGGGGUGGGCAAGGUCCUGGCAGGGGACACAGACAGGCCAGCUGGCACAAAUUGACCAAAGGGACAUUCCACACCAUAUGACAUCCACUCAGACACCAAAGAUAAGGAAAGGAGGAGGAAGGUGUUGCAUUCAGUUUUACAGUGUUUGCCUUCCCAAGCAAUCACAUUCCCAUGCUGAAGCCCUGCUUCCCAGGAAGUGGCUGGGCAUUGCCUGCUCAUGGGAAGUACAGAAUAAAAUUUAUCUUUUUUUUACUUUGUUUACGCACACACAAACUUUUGCUUUUCUUUUAGUAAAAUGCUUUGUCUUAACCUACAAGUUGUUUUGUGUCUUAUUUCAUCUCCCCUGUCCCUCUGGGAAGGGGAGGCAUGGAGUGGCUUGGUGGGCACCUGGCGCCCAACCAAGGUCAACCCACCUCAUCUAGUGUUGAAUAUCUUCUCAAAUGUGACUCUUCCUGAGUAUGACCUAGUUUUCUUAUUUGGGCUGUUCUGAAACUUAAGGCUGCAUGUUCAUCAACAGCAGUGUACAGGUGACAGGAAACAAAACAGUCUGUGCCUGCUUCUGUUUAAUAAUCCUUUAGUAACUGCUGUGUGCAGGAGUGUGGCCUGAGGCAGGGAAAAAACUGUUAGUUACUUCUCAGUUUCUCCAGUCCUCUUUGCUCCUCAUUUAGUCCACGGUUUUCACAGAUUGUGAGUCUGUCUGUUGUUUUGAGGGCACAGAGUAAACAGAACAAGUGUUCUGCAUAAACAGAACAGUUUCACUUCAAAGGCAGACACGUGAAAUGGCUGGUCGACUUAGCAUUUAUAGCUUUAUUUAAAUUAUUUAAAUAUUUUAUUUAAAUGUCCAAGCAAUGGAUAAGUUGCAAUUUCUUACCCCAGCACACAAGCACAUGCACAGAAUGGUUCAGGGCAUCCAACUAUGGGGGGAAGUCCUUGCCAGUAUUUUCAGUUGCAUUCUAGUCCUGCUGAAGAGUCCUUCUGUUCAGUAUUUUCAAUUCAUUGGUUGCUUCUGGCCAGUCAAAAAGCAAAAGAAAAGGGAAAUGCCAUUGCUGCUGUGUACCUGGAUUCUCUUUGAUGUUGGAAUAAUUGUGCAAAUUUGGGACAACAGUCCAGACUGUUCUGAAAGUCUUUAAUUGUAUAUUAUUAUUCCUUGUUAAAUUAGCUUCUGCUGCUAAAUUUCCUUAUAUAUGGAGUUGCUGGAGGUGCAUUUUUGAUUCAUCAGCACUAUUCUUAUGGAAUUAACUUAAUAUUAUAACUUAAUAGUUAUAAAUGAAAAAAUAUUUUGUGCUUUAUUGCCCAUCUAUUAAUGAGAUACCAGAAAUCCAAUCUUGCUAAAAUCUGCUAAAAGUUUCUGGUUACUUGAGUUAGGAGUAGAAGCUACAUGUAUCAGAAACCAGACCUGUCCUCUAGGGAUUCACGUGGCUAAGUCCAUCAUUGUUCUUUUUCCUGCAAGGGGUGACACACAGCUUCAUUUCUGUCUGUAGCUCUGAAGUCCCAGGCUCAAGCAUAUUUGAUCCCUGCACUUCAGCAGUUAUUCAAAUAUUUUUAUAAACAUUGUUUGGGAGUAUUUGGAAAUACCUAUUAACUUCCAUGGCAGGUGCUGCAUAGAAUUUAAAUUUACAAUUUGCAUUAGACUGAGGUCCAUGGCUGUUUGAAGAAUCGUAUUUUGCAAAUAGACAAAACAGGGAUACCUUUGCCUUUGGUGAAAAGGAUCUUGUAUUAUAAAUUCAUCUGCUGGCAAUAAACUGGGGAGGGUAUGAAAAUUUAAGUGAGGUGUUAGGAGGGUGGCGUAAUAGGACAUAACCAGGAGACUGUUUCAUUCCUCCAAGUAAUUAAAUUUUUUUCAUUCAAUUUUUUUUCUUAGUUAUUCACCCUACGUCCUGGAAGCAGCAUUGUUCCAAUAACCUUGCAUACAAAAUCACAUAGAAAAAUUAAUGUACAUCUCUAUAGGGCAGUAAGGGAAGAAUGGGAGAAUGCCAAUCAUUAAGAAUGAUCAACUUCACAUCAAGAUGUGUAGGGAAACAAUGCAGGAAUUCUUGUAUCUUAAGUAAAAUUUCAGUUGCAAGCAGUAACAAUUGUGUGAAGCCUAAUCAAAGCAAAGAUAUCUGUGCUUACACACAGGUUUCUCAAAUACAGUGAAAUCCAACAUUGAAGUUGUGUAAGUUUUGCUGUUGCCCAUUUAGAUUUUUUGAUUUUGUGUUGCUCAAGGUCAGAUUGCAAUGGUCAGAUUGCUGCAGUUCAUUCCUUUACCGUGUAUUUAGCAAAAUUAGUAAAUAAGGUGAAAAUUUAGAUAACCUGAGAGAAUAAGUGAAUCCAGCUAAGGAGUAAGAAGUGGCAGCUAAGCAUCUGAGAUUUGCCAGAAUUGUGGUAAGAACUGGAAAGAAGUUCUGCAACCUCAGAUCAUAAAACAACAGAGAGAGCAUUGGACUUGGAGGAACUUUCCAUCAUCUGGGGAACUGGAUAACUGACACUGGUUACACAGCUCAUAAACUUUUGUCUUGUGAAACAGUUCACUCUCUCUCAUGAAGGUAAAAAUAUUGCAUGGGAAGUUCUAACUAAAGCUGUCCAGGGCUAACUCUCUAGUUACCCAAACAGUAUCUUACUGCCUUUGUCAUCUCAUUUUUUUUCUGUUGCUUUUUAAUUGAAAAAUGGUUAGUCCUUAAAUUUUUCAAGAACUUCUGGAGACUUGCUCAUUUCUGAAACU
Messenger RNA from Motacilla alba alba, 4528 nucleotides. RefSeq names its product phospholipid scramblase 1 (gene PLSCR1). The record is from RefSeq and is a predicted model, not a curated record. Gene Ontology annotation, molecular function: phospholipid scramblase activity. Bases 249 to 1103 code for a protein of 284 amino acids. Gene Ontology annotation, biological process: plasma membrane phospholipid scrambling. Gene Ontology annotation, cellular component: plasma membrane. The transcript is spliced from 10 exons. NCBI's taxonomy places the organism in Eukaryota, Metazoa, Chordata, Aves, Passeriformes, Motacillidae.